AUGGGGACGAGUGGCUCACGCGGAGAACAAAAAGCUGCUUUUUGGGACGACGGAGGGAUUGAGAUCGAAAAAGAGGGGGCUUCUAUUGGAGCGACUACUCGAGCUGAGCAACAGUUGUAUACGUAG
Messenger RNA from Peronospora matthiolae, 126 nucleotides. Lineage: Eukaryota; Oomycota; Peronosporomycetes; Peronosporales; Peronosporaceae. The record is from the annotation of a GenBank genome assembly.